GUCCUACUGCAUAGGAAUCCUACAUUUCAUCAUGAGACUUCUUCUGCUCCUCUCUGCCUUUGUGGCAGGUGCCUUUGCUGUUGAUACCUUUGUAGGGCACCAGGUCCUUCGGAUCAGUGCAAGUAACGAUGAUCAAAUAUAUCGACUCCAAGCCUUAGAAAGUCUAACUCACCUUGAGCUUGAUUUCUGGACAGAACCAGCCAAGGUUGACAUUCCAGUUGAUGUUCGCGUACCUUUCCACAGUCUUCAGUCUGUAAAGAGUUACCUAGAAUCUCAGAACAUUGAGUACUCCAUCAUGAUCGACGAUUUGCAGGCUGUGCUUGACGCAGAGAAGCAGGAGAUGGAAUUAAAUCAAAUAAAAGAACGCAACUCUGGCACAUUCAACUAUGCUUCAUACCACACUUUGGACAAUCUGUACAGAGGUCUUGAUGCUAUUGUUCUGGAUUUUAAAUCACUGGUCACUAAGCAACAGAUCGGGACCUCUUACGAAGGAAGGCCUGUCUAUGUCCUUAAGUUCAGUACUGGUGCCAGUCGUCCUGCAAUCUGGUUGGAUGCUGGCAUUCACUCUCGUGAAUGGGUUACCCAAGCUAGUGCCCUGUGGAUUGGAUACAAGCUUGCUACAGAUUAUGGAAAGGAUGCAUCCAUUACAUCUCUGCUAAACAAAUUUGAUGUAUUCCUUCUAGUCGUCACAAACCCAGAUGGAUAUGUCUAUUCCCACACUUCAAACCGUAUGUGGCGUAAAACUCGUGCACCUAACAGUGGAAGCAGUUGUGUGGGUGUGGAUCCCAACAGGAACUGGAACGCUGGAUUUGGAGGACCAGGAGCAAGUGCAGAUCCCUGCUCUGAUUCUUACCAUGGGCCCAGCGCUGAGUCUGCAGUGGAAGUGAAAAAUAUUGCUAACUUUGUCAGACAGCAUGGCAAAUUCAAGGGCUUUGUGUCAAUUCAUAGCUACUCACAGUUACUUCUCUUCCCUUACGGUUACAAGUGCACAAACCCAGCUCACUUCACAGAACUGAACACUGUGGGUAAAGCAGCUGCUACCGCUCUGAGCUCUCUCUAUGGUACCCAGUACAAAGUUGGAACCAUCUGUUCCACCAUCUAUCAAGCCAGUGGCGGAAGCAUUGACUGGACCUACGAUAUUGGAAUCAAGUACUCUUUUGCCUUUGAGUUGAGAGACACAGGACGUUAUGGUUUUAUUUUACCAGCAACACAGAUCCUACCAACCGCACAAGAGACUUAUCUUGGCCUGAAAAAGAUCUUGGAGCAUGUACGAGACAACCCCUACUAAAGUGUAUAUAUAUAUAUAUAUAUAUAUAUAUAUAUAUAUAUAUAUCUCAAAGUAAAGAGCCACUCCAUUUAUAACGGAUUACAAUAAAGUACCAAAAGUAUUCGUUAAAA
Molecule: messenger RNA, 1398 nt
Organism: Pelobates fuscus (common spadefoot toad)
Lineage: Eukaryota; Metazoa; Chordata; Amphibia; Anura; Pelobatidae
Product: carboxypeptidase A2-like
Exons: 11
Coding region: 32-1288 (418 amino acids)
Biological process (GO): proteolysis
Molecular function (GO): zinc ion binding; metallocarboxypeptidase activity
Source: RefSeq, a predicted model, not a curated record